AUGUCUUUCCCAAGCUUCGAUCCCUCGCAGGGACAACCUGCUCAGUUCACCGAGAACGGAAACACUGGCCUCACCCAGGGUCAGCCACCGAUCCAAAACAUGCAGCAGAACAUGCCCGGCAUGCAACAAACUCCCCAGGGCUCCGAUGCCCAGGCCCCUUUCCAGGGACAAGGUGCUAUGGAGCAAGGCCAAGGUGGAUCGACUGGCGCUGCUGACUCCAAGACCACUCUCUGGAUGGGAGAGCUGGAGCCAUGGAUCGAUGAGAACUUCGUCCGCAGCGUUUGGUUCGGAAUGGGCGAGCAGGUCAACGUCAAAAUGAUCCGUGACAAAUUCUCUGGCAACGCCGGCUACUGCUUCAUUGACUUCACCACGCCUGAGGCUGCUGCCAAGGCUCUUUCCUUGAACGGAUCCAUGAUUCCCAACACUUCGCGCCCAUUCAAGCUCAACUGGGCUUCCGGUGGCGGGCUCGCUGAUAGACGUGAUGACCGAGGACCCGAGUUCUCUAUCUUUGUUGGUGACCUUGGCCCAGAGGUCAACGAAUAUGUCCUGGUCUCGCUUUUCCAGUCCAGAUUCCCAUCUUGCAAGUCUGCCAAGAUCAUGACUGAUCCGAUCUCCGGCAUGUCGCGUGGCUACGGCUUCGUUCGCUUCUCCGAUGAGGGAGACCAGCAGCGCGCUCUCACUGAGAUGCAAGGCGUCUACUGCGGCAACCGCCCCAUGCGUAUCUCCACCGCAACCCCCAAGAACAAGUCCGGCGGUGGUGGACCACCUGGUGCCAUGGGCGGUAUGCCUGGCGCCCCAAUGGGAGGCAACAUGGCCCCUGGCAUGUACUCCAUGGGAGCUCCCCCGAUCGGCUACUACGGUGCCCCCCAGCCAAUGAACCAGUUCACUGACCCCAACAACACCACCGUCUUCGUCGGUGGCCUCUCUGGCUACGUCACCGAGGACGAGCUCCGCUCUUUCUUCCAGGGCUUCGGGGAGAUCACCUACGUCAAGAUCCCACCCGGAAAGGGCUGCGGCUUCGUCCAGUUCGUCCAGCGCCACGCCGCUGAGAUGGCCAUCAACCAGAUGCAGGGUUACCCCAUCGGGAACUCCCGCGUUCGCCUGUCUUGGGGACGCUCCCAGAACAACUCUGGUCCCGCUGGAACCCCCUACAGACCGGCUCCACCGCCACCACAGUACCAGGGCAUGGGCAUGCCACCAUCCCACCCCUAUGGAAACUUUGCUCCUCUUAAGUAA
Molecule: messenger RNA, 1236 nt
Organism: Pseudogymnoascus destructans
Lineage: Eukaryota; Fungi; Ascomycota; Leotiomycetes; Thelebolales; Thelebolaceae
Exons: 5
Coding region: 1-1236 (411 amino acids)
Biological process (GO): mRNA splice site recognition
Cellular component (GO): cytosol
Molecular function (GO): mRNA binding
Source: RefSeq, a predicted model, not a curated record